Molecule: messenger RNA, 12546 nt
Organism: Tauraco erythrolophus (red-crested turaco)
Lineage: Eukaryota; Metazoa; Chordata; Aves; Musophagiformes; Musophagidae
Source: RefSeq, a predicted model, not a curated record
GAAGGAACAACCAAAAUUGGAAGAAGUGAUUCAGACCAAGAUCAAGAUAUUGUUUUGCAGGGACGAUGGAUUGAAAGGGAUCAUUGUAUGAUAGACAACAACUGUGGGAUUGUGACACUGCGACCAGCCCUGGGCGCACAUUGCACUGUGAAUGGGUGUGAAGUCACUGGAUCAUGUCGUCUGUCACAGGGGGCCCUUGUUGUCCUUGGCAAGUCUCAUAAGUUUAGAUUCAAUCACCCAGCAGAAGCUGCUAUCUUAAGACAAAGAAGAUCAAUUAAUGAAACCCCACCCAUUCUGAGUUGUGGAGCUUUGGACUGGCUCAAUUUGGAUGGAGGUUGCACCCAGUCUCCUCACUAUGUGCUUUCUUCUCUUGACAAUCAAAAAUGUAGAAACUGUAAAGAAAAAUGUUCUCCUGAACUAAGUGGAGAAAUAGAUGCUGUGCAUGAAGAGUACAAGAAGAAACUAAGAGACCAGGAAGCUUUUCACAGAAAACAAAUUCAACGGCAGCAGCUCUAUGUUGAGGCUUUAAAGCAGCAGAUCCUGAGAGGACAGAUCAAAGCAGAGCGGGAACUAGAAAAUGACCAAGCACUGAUCAACCAGCAGAUCCAAGAAAACCAGCAGUGGCUUAUAAAUGAGAAGAAACGACUGGCUGCCCUUCAGCAACAGCACAGGGAGUUUGCCGUGCAAACAGAGCCUGCGCUGUGUGCAGAGGCUGAGGUGCAGAGUACCACUGGGCUGGAAACCUGCCCUUCCCUGCUACAGCAGAACAAGAAGAGACUGGUGCAGCUGGAGCUUUUGCGAAGAUACUCCUUAAAAAAGGCAGAAAGGAACAUAAGACGGAAAAAGGUCAAAUUCCAGCUGGAAAGGAUAGUCAAGAAGCAGAAGUUACUGGAAGCCAAACAAAACCUAGAGCAGCUGGAAGCUAGCUGCUGGCUCAAUGAAGAGUGUGUGAAACAAUCCCAAGCCCUAGAUGAAAAUACUGCUGUAGAGCCCUCUUCGGAUCACCAGUUGCAAAAGAGAAGAAAGUCAUUGGGUUCAAAUUCCUUGCAGCACAGGCAGCAUUCGUUUUGUAACCCACAUCUGUCCCAGGUACCCAGCUGUUUGUUGAAGAGAGAGACUGUCUCCAAGUUAUCUACCUCACCAAAUAUUGAUCAAUGCUGUGAAGACAGUACAGUAGGGAGGUUGUCAUCCGUAGAAGAAUAUCUUUACAAAAGAGGUAAAGACGUUGCUGGGAGCAAUGACCUUAAUGAUGAAAAAGGGAUCUCCUUUUCAGUCCAGAGGCAGCUAACUGAAAAACAAAAAACAUCUUCAUUUGGAAAUAAAAAAGUAGAAAAAGACUCUAAUGAUUCAGCUGUCAUGGCUUAUAUCAAUAAAAACGAUCAAAAAAUUGAAAAGUUGGAUGACAACCCAGGGCAAGCUGGAUCUCAAAACCAGCCCUGUAAAGGCUCCUCUCCUGAUCUUUUUAAGGAGAAAGAUGAGCCUGAAACCUUUAUUACAGGGACAAGAAUGACAAAAGCAAAGGUGCUAGGAGAUUUAACUCAGCCUGCUAGUAGCAAUCUAGAACAAAAUAGAGCUCAGGUAUCCAAUAAAAAGGCUAGGAUGGAUAUCAAUGGAAAAGACCACAGCUGUUCUCCAGAAAACUCUCCUAAAGAAGUUAAGAAAACAGCGUAUGGAAACCCACCAUCAGUGCAUCUAAACCAAACAGCCAAGAACUGGAAGAGCGAGCCAAACUCAGCCUUGCCAAGUCAUGAGAAAUCAUCAGUGGAACAGCAAGAAUUCCUGAUGGUAGCAACAUCAGUGGGAAAUCUCACUAAGAUGAACACACAGGCACCACUUGCUUAUGUUGAAAAAAAAUGGCACAGUGCUGAGAUGCUGAGUGCUGGAGUGUCCAAAACAGCCACAGAUAUGCUGGGGAACUGGCAAGAGGAUGAUGAAAAUGAGAUUUCUGAUACUGACAGUUCCUAUUCUGUAGAUUCUCUCUCCUGUGCUUAUGCAAAAGCUUUCACAGAGAAACUGAAACAAGAAGAUUUUGACAGAAACAAAUGUCUGGCCAACCCCGAAGAUUCUGAGAGUGAUGACAGUCAAAUGUCACAAGACUCUCUGGUAGAAAAGGAAAACAAAGCCAAAAAGCAAAAUAAAAGCCGAUUUCACAAGUCAAAGGCCCACCAUGAGCCAGCUAAGCUUUACAAAAGCAGAACUGAUCACCAUAUUCCGUCUUCGGUGACGUCAUAUGCAUCUCGUAGGAGACUGGGAAAGCCUGAAAGAAGCUUUUCUCUGGACAGUUUAGCUGAUGGAGAAGAGAUGCCAGCAGAAGAUCCAGUAGAAGAAUCCAAAUCUGAUUCAUCUGAUGAAGUGCCAGCAGAGAUUUUUUGGAAGUUGCAAACUCCUAGAUCACAAAGUAUACAGACUGAGGAAGACCAUGAGUCCAAGACCUGCAACAGAGAUACAGAAGGGACAAAUUAUGAUCUGAAGCUGAGCAGUUCCUUUUAUUUGGACACUAAACCACAGCCUGCUUCCAGUAAUGCUUGCAAGCAGUUGCUGAAGGGGACCAAAGUCUCCUUUGUAGAACAAGAAAGGUCUCUUGAUAGAAGACUGUAUUAUGCAAGUGGAAAUCCUUUGCUUGCUACUGAUGCUUGGUCUUCCUGUAACUCAAAGGUUGACACCAGCAGCCCCAGAAUAACAGCACCUUCUUCCCAUGAAAAUUUGGAAUUUCAAGAAGCUCAUCUGUGCUCUUUGAGCAAACCAGAGCUUUGGCUGAAGAAAGAUGAUCUGAAGCAGUCAGCUGCUGAAGUUUCUUUUGUUUCUGGCUCUAAGCAGAUACGUAGCAUUACUCAUUUAUCACAUCGUAUAAAUGAAAUAAACACAGUUUUCUCCUCUGACACAUCAGAAGUACCUUUACCUGAAACAACAACUGCUAGCAGAGUUUCUGAGUGUGGAUCAUUAAAUAAGAUUCUUAAGAGAUGGACAAACUCUAACGAAAAUUCUUCCUUGGAAUCUCAAGACAUAAUGUCCUCAUUUGUUAGCUCAAUAGGACCAAGCUCCUCUUUUGUUCCUAUUUCAGCAAAGCAUGAUUAUUAUGAGCAUUCAAGGUCAAAUCAUCCUGAACAAGAACAACUGAAUGAAUUAUCUACUUAUAGGUCUACCACUGAAUGCACACAAACAUUCAGCUGUUUGGAAAGUGCCUCCACUGAAGACUGCUUGUCACUGGUAUCUAGGAGAGAGGAGGAUUCUCUCCCCACAACUCUUCCACAGCUGCCAAAAGAUCAUAAUCUGAAAAAAACAUCUUUUAUUUCUAUGUUGCCCAUGCACAUUUUGGAGCAGAGAAAUGACUGUGUAGAUGCAGAUUUCGAAGACGAUUUCUUCAGAACUUUUGAAAAAGAUGACCUCGAUGAUGAUUACAAUAAUUUGAUGACAAAAUCAAAUAUGACAGAGUCAUGCAGUGGAAGUGCAUCUGUCAGUGCAAUGGCUGCUGAAUCUUCUACAGGACUUGCUCAUAAUAUGACCUCAACCCAGACAUCUGCAGUAAAACAAGUCCACUUUGGAAGCCAUGGGCAGCUUUUUCCAAGAAGGGAAAUACCAACGUGUUCUGAUGAAGGUUUCUUUCUCAGUGACUUAACAAAUAAGAACUGCUCCCUAGUAGACAGUUAUGAGCUUCAGACAUUGGCUGGACAAGGAGCAGAAUCAGCUGGUACGGUAAGUCUCCUCAGAUCUGGGAAGAGUAAUUUGGAAGCAAUGCAAGAAACAGAUUAUCAACAAAUAUCUGCUGAAGAAAUAACAACAGAGACAGAUUUUUCAUCACAGAAGACAACGUAUCGAUGUAACCCUUUAGUUGUUGCUCACAGUGCAAGUUAUGACCAAUCUGCAACACCAAUAGAGAUGUCUCAGAAAGAGAUUAUCUGUAUGGAAACAAGCACAGAUAGCUUGGCAGAGGUUGUGCCAGAGGUGCCUUCAUUCAAAGAUAAUGAAGAAUAUGAACCAAAGGAUGAAGACUUGUCUUCACUGAAUCAUCACGAAUUCAAAAGCAAACUUGUUUCAAAAAAUUAUUCCCAUGAAUGUGCUCUAGCAGACAGUCCGGCAAGUUGCUUAUCCCAAGAAAUUUCAGAAAAUUCUACAUUAUGCAUUGAUAAUAUAAGAGAAGAAAGCAGCGAAAGCGAAGAACACAACGUCUUGAAUUCUCAGGCUGUAGUUCAGAAAGAAUUUUCAUCUAAAUAUGACAACUUAGUGGUAAAUGAAGUAAGUUACCUCAUAGUGAAUGUAAAUGGGAAAGACACUGAGUCCUUCCCUGCUGCUAUUUGUGAGAGUACAAAUGAUUUUCUACCAGAAUCCAAUUCAGGCAUAUUUUACAAAGCUUCAACAAAAGCUAAUCUUUUCCAAAGUGCAUCUGAGACUGAAAAUUAUGAUAAACUAUUGGAGCAUGCCACAAUAGCGAAAGGAGAUUGCGAUGCUACAUCUAAUCUUACUAUGGAAGUCAGUGCCACAGAAGGUUGUUCUGAUGUACGUUCUGGCUGCCUUUGCACAACGUGCCCUUCAAAAUCAACAGGGCAGAAAAACAGUAUGCAGAAGACGACCGACAUUUCUGUGCAAUUUGAUGCAAACGUUCUCUUGGAAACAGAAACAGAGAACAAAUGUUUACUUGAAUCAAGAGAAGAGAAGGAAGCCUUUUUUGAAAGUGCUUGCCCAGAGGAUAUCUUGCUUGUUGAAGAUGAUGUAAACUCAGAGUCAGGAAGAGUAUUUGAAUACAACACAAAUACACCAGCUACUGUUUCUCAAGAGGAGAGUCCAUAUAUAAAUAAAGAAUCCAAAGUUUUAAGCAACCUAGAAGCCAAUCCAGAAGAAACUAUGGUUCCUUAUCAGAAUACAAAAGCAAAUUCUGAUGAAGAAAUAACAAAAUUAAUCAACACUACAAUCAACUUAGAAAAAGAUGCACUGGAAAUUAAAUCCAGACAGAUUGAAAGUUUACAUGACUACUCAGUAGCCAAAGUCCAAAGUGUAACUGAAGACAGGAGUGGAGAGGAUUGUAAAGGUAUUAGUCUAUCUCAGAAUCCAAAGAAACCUAUCGAUAUCGUAGCUUGUGAAGUUCAGUGUGAGUUUUAUACAAAUCUGUGCCUGACACAUGAAGAGGCAGAGAAGGAUGAACUGCAGGUAGCCAGCAUCAGGGUGGAACACACUCAGGAAUCAAAAGCACUUGUGCAUUCUGGCAGCCGACUUGAAACAAGCAGCUUCUGCCAAAAAGAAAAAAGUGAGAAAAUAGAAGUAGGCAUUUAUUCACCAGAGUUUUCCAUUGCUCCCAAAAACACUCCUUCAGCUCUGUGUUCCCACAAAACAGAUGCUACUCAGAAUACUUCAGGCUUCCUUGAUACUUGUGGGGGGCUUUUACAGAUGACUGGAACAAUAGAAAAUAUGUUUAAUACAGAGGAUGUAGCUGCAACGGUGCUAAUCACAAGGAGGCAAGGAAAUAUUUUAGCAAAACCUGAAAAUGAAGGACCAGUAAAUGCUAGCAAUUUAAUUGAACAUCAUAUACCAAACUGUUUGCCCCAGGAAGAAAAGGUUAAUCAAUGUGAAGUGACUGGGAGUGAAGAGCAAAUCAUGACAAACACUGAGGGGCUGGUUAUUACGAGGCAAGAAGUCAUGCACACAGAUGAAAACGUUUUAUUUACGGAAGAGUCUCCAGCUCUGCAUCAGAUGUAUUGCGACGCAGAUGACAAAGAGGAAAUUUUAAAUCAAUUUAAGAUCCCUGAAAGAUAUCUGACAGCUUCAGAACUAGAACAGAAUAUACUGUUAGAAGGUGACCCAAGAUACCAUGAUCCUCCUGAAAUGAGCGAAGAUAGUGGCUCAGUGGACUCUGUUACAGAUACAAGAAAUGAAGUCAUGAAAGAUAUCGAUACAUAUGAAUAUUCAGUUGAUGAUAGUACUGGUAUUGACCAAUAUAGAAUUGAACAAGAGGAAUUUAGACAUCUCCACAUUAAAGAGGACAGCCACACGUAUAUGAGUUGCUCUAUGCAAUAUCCUGAGCAUGGCACUUCAGAAAACUUGAACGUAAGCGUCGAUAGAAAAAAUCCUGGUAUUUGUGAAUUGGAUCCAGUAGGCUCCAGAGCUGAGGAGGAGAAAGUGCAUUUGAUGAAUCCAGUACAAAUGGCCAAAACAGAGAAAGAAAAGCAGAUGUUUGUAGAAAACACAGAGGAGGUAGAACUGAUCAUUUUACAAAACCUGAACGAACUAUUCCCUGAAAGCAAAGACAGCUACCAAAUGACACAUGAUGACAACAGAUUAAGUGAAAUCUUAAGAGAAAGCCAGUGGGUGUCUACCAGCUUUUCUAGAAAUAAUGAAGAUAUCAGCAAGCAACAAAAUCCAUCAGCAACACUGAAGUCUACUGAAAAAAAACAAGAAGGUUCACUUAAAGACUCCCCAUGCCAGUCUGUAAAUCACCUUUUGUAUCUUGGAGUAAGUGAUGAUUCCCAUCUUGUUCAAGAUGUUCCCACUGCCUUGAAAGGACAUACAAAACCAUCUAACAGCAGUGUUGGAACUGGAGCUGUUCUGCCUUACUAUGAAACAUUAAUGGAGAGUGAGGUCUGUGUUGGUACGCCUGUUACAGUCAACAAAACGGGAGAAGACAAACAUCUUUCUGAUAAAGCACAAAGUAAGACUGUAGCUUUUCUGCAAAGCAGGACUACACAGGACAGGCAGGGGGGAGAAUCCUUUGUAUUUAACAGUGCACCUGAUUAUGUCAUAUCUGGGCAACCUGUCAAUGAGAACAGCUCUUCUACUCCCUGCAGUGGAGGAGUUCCUGAGUCUGAAACUGUUGUACUUCAGGCAGGGGCCAAACAAAACUCAUUUUCCUUGGAAAAAUUAGAUUCUUCUGAAGAUAUAAUUCAGGAUGUUAACAAUGCUCAUGAAGAACACAGUGUGGAUUUAAUGGUUAAUGAACUACCAAAAGACUGCCCUAAUUCCGUAGAAGAUACAGCUCAAGAGGAAAAGGGUACCAUUGUGCCUGAUUCACUGCUCUUGGAUAAUUCAAACCUGCUUUCUUCUUCAGAGAAAGAAGCGAUUGAAGAUACAGAGGGGGUAAAGCUUCAUUCUUUACUAGAAAUCUCUUCACAAAAAAUGUUUCACAAUAUUAAUACAACUCAGAAAGUACUUCACUCAGGGAGUUUAUCACAGCGUGAUGAGGAGAAAUUUUUAAGCACAAGCUGUACUACAACAAACAGUAAAAAUGAAAAUGCAAAGUUUCCUGCUGUAGCUGGAUAUCAGUGUGAGCCCAGAGAAAAUCAGGGACAAGGGACUUCUGAAGAGUGCUGUGUGGACCAACUAGGCAGCACUGUCUCUGAGAACACUUCAACCCUUUCAGAAGCCCUGAACAAGUCUCCAUGGGAAAAUCCACGGUAUAGUAAAGAGUUUCUAAAUUAUAAUAGGAGCUCGGGUACUUGUGAAAGUUCUCCUGGUCUCCUGAAUUGUACAGCAUCAUCUGCAGAUAUUUUGAUUGCCAGCAAUGGAGACAAAGGUAAAAAUGAUGCUGUUCUCUCAGAAGAAACAAAAUACUUUGAAAGUGAAUCAACAAGUGUAUCUGUAAAUUUUCCUGAUGUUUCUCAAAAAGGAGAUGAAAGGAAAAAUAAUUCUGCAGUUGCCGUGGCCACAUAUUCUCAGAAGAAUAAGCUCCCUGAAAAAGUCAUGGGAAGAGAUCAAAAGGAGGAAAUAAUUCAAGGCUCUUUCCAGAAUUUCAAUGACAUAAAAGAAAAUAAAAUCCAUGAGUACUCAGAACACUAUGGUAACACUUGUAGUGUGACUGUACCAGAAUCGGGCUCACUUACUUUUCAGAGCCGAGGACAGACUGGCAGUAAAGAAUCAAAGUCUCUUUCAUCCCACUUUGCAGAAGGUAAUCCAACUGAUACAACUUUUCAAAGCUCCAAGAACUUCAGUGCUUUUGACACUUCUUGUUUACUUGAUGACUCAAAACCUCUACUAUUUAGUCAGCUUGAGAACUCACUUCAAGACACUAUUUUGACUGAGCAAGUGUCCUCCAGUUCUGCAGAUGUGUGCUCUGUAAAAGAAGGGGAUUUUCCCCAAGUAUUUGCAAGUGUCAAUCACCCAUCCUUAACACCAUUUUCAGAAUCUUCUUUAACUGCAGAUAUUGGCCAUGGUGAAAGUGGCACAUACAAUAUUUCACACACAAGUAUAUCGAAACAUUCUCCAUCUGCUGUUUUGCAAAUACAAGACACUCAGUCUGAUAAGGCUGUGGUGUUCGAUGAGCCGAUGCGUGCGUCAGGAAGUAUUUUACUUUCUCUUGCAAAAGAAAACAGGCAUUGUCCAGUAUCAGACACAGAAUCUACUUCAUAUAAAAAUUCUGCUGUAGAUGGGGAACUUAUAUAUGGAAGUAAUCGUAAAAAAAUUGACAAUGAUACAAAAGUUGAUCAGCACCACUGGGGUAAAGUUCCACCACAGGAAGCUUGCACAGCACACACAGAGAAAGUACUAAAUGAUAAUUCUCUUUUAUUACCAUCAUUACCUUUUUGGGAUACUGGAAGGGCAAUUCUUGUCGAAGAGGGGGAAAUGAGAAAAAAAAUUAACAGAAAUGAGAAAGAACUGCAUUCAAAUACUGAGGCUGAACAUUUUGCAGUACAGGCAGAGCAGAGAAAAACAGUAAGUAGAGAACCUGUUGAAAAGCAAACUAAUGUAUCCUCCAAUUCUGCAAAUGAAUUAAUGGUCUCAGAAGUUACAGGGUUGGAAAAUCUGUAUCCAGGAGAUGUCAAUGUGGAUCCUGAACACACCUGCAAUUCAUUUAGUCCAGCAUAUCCCACAUACAGCACAAGCACUGAUACCAGACGACUGUAUCACACUGUCUUGGGUUUUGAAAAAAAACCUGCAGAUCUGCGAGAUAAUUGUCAGUACAUGCCUACAGAUGAACAGAUAGAACAGGUGCCAGAUAGAACGAAUACAGAUGGCAGAAAAGAGAUUUUACUUUGCAAAAAUAAUAAUACAGGUUCAAGCGCUGAUAGCCCUGCUGAUGAUGGUGAUGUAGACAAUUGUUCAACAACGGGAGACACUAUAAUGAGGAACAAGACUCUGAAAUCAGAAAGAGUAAAGUUUUCUGAACUGAACAAUGAAAGUACAUCUGUAAAGUUUUUACCAGAAAACCAUGAUUUGCCUCCUCAAGAAUCUAAAUUGGUGCAAUUCAGGAGCAAAAGAUCAUAUUCUACUAUAUGGAAUACAAAGAGCUGUAAACAAAGCAAACAGAGACCUUAUUUACAAAGUCACAGACUAUCAGCCCCAGCUAUUGCUGUCUUCUCUGAUAUAGAAUGUACUUUGGAAGCUUCAUCUAAGGCAGAUCCUUUGUUGUAUUCUGCAUCUAAAUCACUACAAGAUUUAAAUAUGAGUGUAGAGCCUCCAUCACCAACUGAAGAUGAUCUUGGAAUUGAAAGAUUUUCAAAGCAGGAGUCAAAGAACUUUUUGCAGGUUAAAUCUAAACCCAGAUUUCAGCAAAGAAUGGCACAAACUAAGAAGCUUUCACACUGUGACCCCAAAAAUUUACAAAAUUUUGCAGCAAGAACCCAAAGCAGGCAGUCUUUAAAGGACUGUAUUACUCCAUCUCCGUCAUCCUUACUGCACACAGCUCACAGUUCUGCGGGUGCAGAAGCAAAUGUACACUCAAAGAGUAGUUCUGUAGCUCAGUGUAGUGAAGGGAAAGUUGAAGAAGCUGGAUACCAGCCAGAAGGAGAUUUAUUUUUGCAUGACAAUAAAGAUACAAUGCAUUUUAGUUCAAGUGAUAUCAACCCAUAUAUUCAUCCGUGGCAACAAGAUGGAUUGGGCAAGAUUGGCUGGAAACAGUAUGUUUUUGGAAGUGCAAGUGAUGUCUCUUGUAAUCAAAUUCCUUUAAACCUGGAAAAUCGUAAAGUUAUGAGAUGUUCCAGUGUAGACAAUGGAUUGAAUUCUCAAAAUUCUCCUUUUCAUUCUCAUCUCAGUUCGUAUGCUACAGCAAAAGUUUUAUCGAGCACUUUAAGCAGCAUUGAAGGUCUUCAAGGAUGGGACAAUGUCAGACAAGACUUUCAAUCUGCAUACUCAAGUGACAGUACUAAGCAGUAUAGCAACAUAUCCAGUGAAACAUUGGAAGCUAAUCCAGAAAAUCACACUGCUGCAUUUGAGAAUCCUUCUGCACAACCUGGUAACUCUUCAAUGCAGGUUGAUGAAAUUGUACUAUUAUAUCCUUCUGAGUCUGAAAGGUCUUCCAAAAAACUACCAGGGAUUACGUGUGAGCAGGGAACACAAACUGCAACUACAGGAAGGUAUAAAAGGCAGAGAAGACAUCAGAGAAGCUAUACAGAUGUUUCUGCAAGAAAGCAGGAAACAAACAGAGAUUUAUUUCAUCAGUCUUCUUGGACAAGCAUGCAGAACCUGUCCAUGCAUCUGUCACAGCUUCUUCAGAACACUUCUGAGCUGUUGGGAAACCUCUCCCAACAAAGUGUUAUAGAUAAUGAGCAGAAUGCCAAAAUCAACCAAAGAAGAACUGAGGAAGCUGUAAAGGCUACUAGAUCAGACAGCUGCACUCAGACUACAGCAGAUGUAGGUACUCAGACUGAGAUUUUGGAAGAACCUCAAAGCAAACAUGAAGAAAAACAAGUGGAGGCAAAAAUGGAAAAUCAGUUGAGGGCAGCUCAGGCAGUAAAUGUUGAUUGGAAAGGAACAGGCGCAGAUGCAGUAUGUAAGAUUCCCAAAAGGAAAGAGGAAACACUCUCUCUUGAAGAAAGAACACAAGAACGAGCAGGGAUGAGAAAUCUGGACAAUCCUGACUUCCACGACAGUCUUGACAGCAUUUUGGAAGACUCUUUUAUGCGUCUGCCUCUCUUAGCCAGAACCUCCACUCCUAUCCUAGAUUUUCAAAAAACAUCAUUAAAUGCACAGCAGAAUGUUGCUUUUGCCAGUACCAGAGUUUCAUCUGUCACAUCAUCUUCACUGAGUUCAGGGCAAGAUGGUUCUUCAUGCACGGUAGUUAGCAGCCCUACUAAUAGCACCUCUCAAUCUGUAGCAUCCCACGCUCAGGAUAAAAGAAGUGUCAAUGAACUAGAGGUUCCAGCAGAAAGAAAAUUUCAUUACAAGAACACCCUGCUAGUCGAUAGGGCCUCUUCCCCUAUUCUUACUAUUAGUGCUAGUCCCAGCAGCCAGACUGCUUUUAACAAGUCGUUCUGCCCUGUUAAGGAACCUCUCGGAUAUUCCAGUGAUGCUUCAAGUCCCCUUCACAACCAAAAAAGGCAGAGGGCAGGUCCACAGUCCAGCAUUCAACCUCACGUGGACAAUUUUUCACAGACAGAAACAGAGAGUGAAUCUAGCGCUUCUAGAGAACAUAAUGGCGUAACAAAGAAAUCCGGAAUUUUCUCAGAUAAGAAAGCAGCCAAAGAGCUUUUAGGACAGGAUGGUUCAAAAGACUGGGAACAACAGCAUAGGCUCACGGUCGACACGCACACCACCAUUUGUGCAAAACGACUGUAUCACUCUAGUAGUACGCUGGAGGUGUCAGGCCACAGGGAAGUUUUAACCGGUGAUCUCGGAGACCGCAGUCCAUUGGCACGUUCGCUUCGUUGUAUGUAUGUCACGAGGGGAGGAAGAGGUUCUUCAGCUGGAAUUGGACACGAAAAGUAUGUUGGUAAUUCUGAUACUGCUUUGAUUGAUAGCUCCUCACCUCCGAAUGCUGACUUACUUUUUAAUCAAAAAAUCAGUGCCACUUGUUCAAGGAAGACAAAUGUUGACAUGUCCUCAGAACCUCUGGCAGAAGCAUCUUCUCUACAGUUUCACAAUUUCUUCUGGAAAAAUGACAACAGCUGCCCUCUUCCGCUCUCUGACAUGAGCGAUGUGCAAACUUCCUUCCAAGGUGACAAUACAGAUUCUGUCACUGAAAGCGAAUGUGACACUGAAAUUCCUCUCAACAAAAACACUGCUUUUGCCAAGCCUUACAGGCCUCGGAGCUACAGUCUCCGUGACUUACCCAUACACAAUAAAUUUAGCAACUGGUGUGGUGUUAAGGGCAGCCCUUCUCCUUCCUUACUCAGCUUGAGUGGCAGCGUGACUGAUUUACAAAGUCAGGCAGAAAAGACACCUAGAAGCGCACAAGCAAUAGAAAUGGAAGGGAAAUCCCAGCUUUGUGACAGCAGGAGCAGAGAGAUCGAGAGGCUUCAGAGAGAGCGCGCUCAGAUCAUGUCUGGCAUUCACCUGGAUCUGCAUCAGCAUCCUCUCACUGUGGAGUUGACCGAAGCAAAGCUCAAUUACGGCAUCGGGGAAACGGACGCCCUGCUCAGGGUCCUUCAGAGCGGAACUGCGGAUGACCUGGUGGCGAUUCCAGUAAAGCAGCAACUUUAUGAAAGACACAUGAGAACUAUUGAAACUCUGAGGAAGGAAAGAGAAAAAAGGCUGCAAAGAUACCAAAGAAGCCGAAGUCUGAGUCCUCAAAAGCAUCUAAGCCUGUUGCAGACGCUGGAUGCAAGCCAGAGGGAACUAGAUCUCCCCAGCAGACGCCGAGAAUAUCUGCAACAGCUGAGAAGAGAUGUGGUGGAAAACACCAGGUAG